Messenger RNA from Sphaeroforma arctica JP610, 345 nucleotides. RefSeq lists its product as hypothetical. Lineage: Eukaryota; Ichthyosporea; Ichthyophonida. The annotation marks the transcript as partial. The transcript has a single exon. The record is from RefSeq and is a predicted model, not a curated record.
GCCGAGGUCAUAUGCACCGUCACUGAGCUGCUGACAGAAAUAGUACCGAUCAUCUGCGCCAAUCUGUAUCUAAGGAUAAAUCAUUUUCGGUUGGUCGAGGCUGUGCUCAUCGAUUGCGGUGUGAGUGCGACGGAGAAAACGGACACUUGGACUGCAUGUCAGACGACUGUAGGUAAGUUGAAUGUAGGUAAGAAUGUAGGUAAGAAGAAGCAUGUAGGUAAGAAGGAUAAUGUAUGUAAGAAGCAAAAUGUAGGUAGGAAGAAGAAUGUAGGUAAGAAACAUAAUGUAUGUAAGAAGAAUGAGAAGAAGAAGAAGGAAAAGGAGAAUAAACGCAAUGGGGUAUAA